This is a messenger RNA of Rotaria sp. Silwood1, 282 nucleotides long. The record is from the annotation of a GenBank genome assembly. Lineage: Eukaryota; Metazoa; Rotifera; Eurotatoria; Philodinida; Philodinidae.
AUGCAACCAAGCAAUAUACUUCUAAUAUUUAUCUUUGGUUAUAUAACAUUAUUAGCCAUGACUUGUGCUCUUUCGGAACAACAAUAUCAAAGUGUCAAUAUGCGUAUGAAACGAGCAUUAGCAAACAAACGUUUCUAUGAUUUUGGUUCACGAUCAAUACAUACUAAUGAUGAUAAUUUACAAGAUUCAAAUGCUGAAUAUGGUCGUAUGCAACGAUUCUAUGAUUUUGGUACACGAAAACGUUUCUAUGAUUUUGGUUCAAAGAAACGUUCUAAUAAAUAA